Molecule: messenger RNA, 876 nt
Organism: Gregarina niphandrodes
Lineage: Eukaryota; Apicomplexa; Conoidasida; Eugregarinorida; Gregarinidae
Product: cyclin-dependent protein kinase
Exons: 1
Coding region: 1-876 (291 amino acids)
Biological process (GO): protein phosphorylation; regulation of mitotic cell cycle
Cellular component (GO): nucleus
Molecular function (GO): ATP binding; cyclin-dependent protein serine/threonine kinase activity
Source: RefSeq, a predicted model, not a curated record
AUGAUUAAGCAAAAAAAUACGGAAGACACCCGUAAUUUAUCUGAGUUACGACAACCAACAUGGUUUUACGGAGUAUCGAAACAAGUUUACCAAGAAAUUAUGAUAAUGAAGGAGUUGGUUCAUCCGAAUUUGAUUGGUGUGACGGAUGUGUAUUUUGGUAAGAAUUCGAUAAAUCUUGUUAUGCCAUUGAUGCGAACGGAUCUGAGAGCAAUGUUGGAUAAGCGGACGUUGACAGAGAGUCAAAUGAAGUCUGUUAUGCAGCAAUUAUUGAGAGGGAUUUAUGCGUUACAUUCUAACUGGUUUCUGCAUCGUGACUUGACGCCUGGUAAUGUGUUUCUAACUCAAGAUGGAUUAAUAAAAGUAGCUGAUUAUGGCCUAGCGACUACUUACGGAGGUCCUAAGCGUGUUCCAUUGUUGGACACGGUAGUGACAUUAUGGUAUCGAUCGCCGGAACUUCUCUUUAAUGCGGAUUUGUACCAAGACAAAGUGGAUAUCUGGUCAUGCGGAUGUAUUAUGGGUGAAGUAUUACGAGGAGGUAAGGUGUUAUUUAAUGGACAAGAUGAAAUAGAUCAAUUAAAAAAAAUAUUCUGUGUUACUGGAACACCUUCAGCCUUUGACACCAAAAAUAACACAGACGAUAAACCACUCUGGCCAGAAGCACGUGCUCUGUUAAAAUUCGAAGCUUUCACCUUUAAACAACCAACCCACUGGAGCGAAAUAAUACCUACUGCAAGCCCUCUUGCCAUUGACCUAUUAGGAAAAAUGCUUCUACUUGACCCCAACAAAAGACCGUCUGCCAAGGAAGCACUCGAACACCCCUGGUUCACCACACCGCCACUGCCCGUACAUCACAAAAAGCUCCCCGUCAUUGACUAA